AUGAUCCCUGCCCUACCAUCAGUAGAUGGACAAGUGGCAACCGAAGAUCAGGUGCAAGCCUACCUUUUCUCCGAUUUCUUCAAGUCCGUCUACAUCUUUGAACCUAUUUAUCUCGCUUCUGGUCCGUCCGCUCGUCGACAGAUAUCUCCACCCCCUACCCUCCUCCUCAUUGCCCAAAAUAGGGGACCUAUAGUUUUCACAGGGCAUAGUCAGGGCCGAAUUAUUCCGUCUUAG
Dibothriocephalus latus is the source of this 234-nucleotide messenger RNA. The record is from the annotation of a GenBank genome assembly. Lineage: Eukaryota; Metazoa; Platyhelminthes; Cestoda; Diphyllobothriidea; Diphyllobothriidae.